AUGGUACUCGCCCAGUAUCUAAAGAAGGUCGCGGGUUGGAUCGCUCCUCCUCCGCAAAAGUCGGAAGAUGGACGUGAUCAAUGGCCCUCGCGAGCAGCUUUCCUACUAGCCGCCAUGGGAGGCUGCGCCGGUCAGGGAAACCUGUUGCGAUACCCUUCGGUGGUCUACAAUAACUAUGGACUGCAGUGGUUUAUCCCCUACCUGCUGGCCGUGUUCGUCAUCGCAAUUCCGGCUCUUAUUCUCGAGAUCUCGAUUGGACAAGCCUAUCGUGGCGGCACGGUGAUUGCGUUCAACAAUAUAAACCCUCGGCUGAAAGGCGUUGGCAUGGGUCCGAUUUUGAUCAGUUUUGUUGUUGUGCAAUACUUUACGGUCAACUUGGCGUGGAUCAUGAACUAUUUUCGCAACUCCUUCCGAAGUCCACUGCCAUGGGAGGGCAGAAUUGAGGAAUUUUACAUGGGCAACGUCGUCGCCAAUGUCGAUCCAGUCGUGGGUAAUCUCACUGCUGGUAACGGUGCCGUUGCUCACUAUACCGUGUACCCCGGUGUUGCCCUCAUCGGCGAGACGGUCGGUUGGAGCGCAUUCAUCUGGUUUUUGAUAUGGAUUUCCAUUUUCCGUGGAGUAGGUCUGACAGGUCGCGUCGUCUACUGGACAAUGGGUCUGCCCAUUGUCACCACCCUUAUUAUCGUCGGUCGCUCUUGUUCACUAGAAAAUGCGCGCGAGGGUAUCCGACUCUUAUGGGCGACGUGGAGAAGCGACCAACUAGCCUCAGGAACUGUCUGGCAAACCGCUGUCGGACAGGUCUUCUUCUCUACCGGCAUCGGUUUCGGUUAUUUCACCUCCUAUGCUUCCUAUAAUUCCAAACACUCCAAUGCUAUCAUGGAUGCCAUUCUCAUCUGCGGAAGUAACGUCCUGUUCGAGAAUAUUGCAGCCUUUGCCGUGUUUGGCGUUGUAGGCUAUCUCCGACGUUGGCCACAAGAUGGCGAGAGACUAGGUGCAUUCGUGGUAGGGUUCCUGACGCUCCCCGAAGCUGUGCUCCACAUGCCUGGUGCGAAUUGGUGGGCCAUCCUUCUUUUCUUUACCCUGGUGGUUCUCGGGUUUAGUUCCGCCUUUGUGAUGCUCGACGCAGUAGCUACGUUGGCCGUGGAUUCGGGCAUGAAAAUGUCCCGACCGAUGAUUGUGACGAGUCUCACAAUAAUAUCAUUCCUCAUGUGUUUGCCCUAUUGCACUCAUUUUGGGUUUUACUUGCUGGAUGGAAUCGACCGAUGGAUUAACAAUGUAGCAUUGAUCUUUGUUGUGUGGUCGGAGCUCGUUGGUGCAACCACAGUUUAUCGCUGGCACGACGUGGUGAGCCAGACAGGCCUUCCUGCUUUUGUUGUGUAUAAUUUCGGAUACUUCGGUGGCCAGAUUGUUGGAGUUGCCGUCGCGCACGGUAUCUCGAAUCCGUCAGCUGGCGCCGGGGCCGGGUUUGGGCUGUAUAUCGUCUGUUCAAUUCUUUCCGUCCUCAUCGCCACGAUUCCGGAUAUCAAGGCCGCCAGCUUCUGGGGGCGCAACCCCUUUUCUCAGUCGAUUUUGGGCAAUCAAUUAAGACGCGACCUGAACGGCGUGGUUGGCGGCAAUGGAAACUGGAAUAUCCCUCGUUUCUGGCCCCUUCUACUCCGGUACGUUAGCGCGCCUAUCCUGGCCAUUGUUUUCAGCUUCGCGUAUCCUGAAUUCUACUCCUUGCGAUACGACCCAAUGAUGGUCGCCGGGUUUAUUUUGGCGCACUUUUGUCUGCUCUUGGUUCUGCUCGGUUUGGUGUUUCCACGAUACUACAAUAUCUUCAUUCCGCCUCAACGGAGAACCGAGGGCACUGAAGUGACAAUCGCCAAUCAGCCCAAACAACAUGACUUGGUACCAGACGUCGAGGCGUUUGAGUUAGAAUCUGGCGUGCCGGAGUCAUCCUUGACCCGGAAGGGUGGUUUCCCUUGGGCUAUACGAAUUAUUGGGCUCAUAAGUGUAGGAUUUUGCUGUCUGAGUGUCGCCCUUUUGAAAACGAGAAUCCCCUUGAACUCAGCACAAAAAGGAACCGUUGAUAUCGGGGCUUUGAAGGAACUACGCUUCUCACUAUUGACCGUGGCCAUUGUUUUGAUCGAUUUUGCUCUCCUGAUCCCGUUGACAUAUUUGCCAUCCUAUGCUCAGUCUCGCGGUGUGGGAGAUACUCUUGCAUACAAUCUAUCGUCGAUCCUGAAUGCUGCGUCCAUCGUUGGGCGUAUCGUCCCUGGUUAUUUUGCCGACCGAUUUGGCCGUUUCAAUAUAAUGGUCAUCACAUCGUUCAUCUGUUCAGCGGUUACUCUCGCCCUAUGGCUUCCAUCCCACUCGAAUCAGGCGGCCAUCUUAGCAUUUGCCGUGCUUUUUGGAUUUUGGAGCGGUACUGCGAUCAGUCUUGCGCCUGUUUGUGUUGCGCAAAUCUCCAAAACUGAAGAUUUUGGGAAGCGUUAUGGUACAACGUAUUGCUUGGUCAGUAUCGGCACACUCAUCGCCAUUCCAAUUGCCGGCGAGCUUUUAGAAGUGCAGACAUCCACGGGCCAGGAUGACUAUACCGGUCUGAUAAUUCUAUGUGGACUCGUCUAUUCUUGUGCGUGCGUCUUCUUUAUCUUAUCCAGGGGCGUGAGCGUUGGUUGGGGAUUGAAAGUGUUUUAG
Penicillium coprophilum is the source of this 2679-nucleotide messenger RNA. Its product is annotated as Sodium:neurotransmitter symporter. NCBI's taxonomy places the organism in Eukaryota, Fungi, Ascomycota, Eurotiomycetes, Eurotiales, Aspergillaceae. The record is from RefSeq and is a predicted model, not a curated record. Gene Ontology annotation, cellular component: membrane. Gene Ontology annotation, biological process: sodium ion transmembrane transport. The transcript is spliced from 3 exons. The coding region runs from base 1 to 2679 and encodes 892 amino acids. Gene Ontology annotation, molecular function: transmembrane transporter activity.